Messenger RNA from Stylophora pistillata, 2437 nucleotides. RefSeq names its product conserved oligomeric Golgi complex subunit 7. The record is from RefSeq and is a predicted model, not a curated record. Lineage: Eukaryota; Metazoa; Cnidaria; Anthozoa; Scleractinia; Pocilloporidae. Gene Ontology annotation, cellular component: COG complex. Gene Ontology annotation, biological process: intracellular protein transport; Golgi organization; retrograde vesicle-mediated transport, Golgi to endoplasmic reticulum.
AAAGAACUUGUGAGGUGGAACUGUUGUUUUUGCCUACAUUCUGUGUUAUUUUCGCUCAACGGUAUGGACUUUUCCAAAUUCUCUGAUGAUAAUUUUGAUGUCAAAGAGUGGGUGAACUCGGCACUAAGAAUUCGUGAUGAUCGAACUCCUAUUGACGCUCAUGCAUCAAACUUGGUCAUGAAGUUACAGUUAUUUAUACAGGAGGUUAAUAAUGCCUUAGAGGAAACCAGCACUCAAUCAGUGAAUAAAAUUCCAAGAGUUUUAAGGGAGAUAGAGAACAUCCGUCAUGAUGCUUCCCUUCUGAAGGAACAAAUGAAUCUUGUGAAGGAAGACAUUAGAGUGGUUGAAGAAAAUACAGCACAAUCAAUGAAGAUGUUGAUGGAGAUUGAUACUGUUAAAUCAAGAAUGCAAGAUGCAUCAAGAGCUCUUAAGGAAGCAGAUAACUGGACAGUGCUGUCAUCUGAUGUGGAUAAAGUUUUUGAAUCUGGGGAUGUUAGUGCUAUUGCAGCAAAACUGGAAGGAAUGCACAAAAGUUUGACUGUCCUACAAGAUGUUCCAGACUAUGCACAGAGACGUAGACGACUUGAAGGGCUUAAAAACAGACUGGAGGCACUCCUGAGUCCAAAGAUUGUGGCUGCAUUCAAUAAUCAUUCUCUUGAUGAUACUAGAGAAUAUGUCAAAAUAUUUACAAACAUUGAAAGACUGGAUCAGCUUCAAAAUUAUUACAUUAGAUGUCAUAAGACAAAAUUGCAAAAGACCUGGAAUGAAGUGCGUGUUGAGGAUCCAAAUAGGUCAAUGCUGGAGUGGCUUUCAACAUUCUAUGAUGUUAUCCUAUCAACCUGGCAUACAGAGGUAACUUGGUGUGGUCAAGUUUUCACUGAGCCUGGAACUGUACUAUGUACACUCAUCAGUCAAACGCUUGGUCAUUUAGACCCAUCAUUGUCAUCGUGCAUCACUGAGUUUAUAAAGAACCAAUCAAAUGUCAUUGCAAAGUUGAUUGAGCUGCGACAAGUAACAUUACGAUUUGCUCAUGGCUUAGAAAAGGCAGUUUCACUACAGCAAGACAAAUGCAGCAUCCAUGCUGUGAAUCAAUUGGUUGACGUAGUGUACUCUCCUUACAACCCGUACCUGUUGGAUUAUCCAACAUUACAGCAGACAUUCCUUGUGGAGCAGCUACAAGCAACACGGCUGCAAGGUGAUGGGUUCAUGGAGACUGCUAGUUUUAUGGCUGAAUCUGUUGAGAAAAUAUUUCACCUAGCUGAGCAGGCUGUUGAGUAUUGUAUUGACCUUACUGAUGGUUAUGCUGCCCGUGGUCUAUGCCAUGUUUUAGAGGAGUUCUUUGGGGCAUAUACUGGACGAAUGGACGAAUGUGUUUCAAUUUUAAGAAAAGAAUGUUCAUUAGAUGUUGAUUCUAAAGUGGACGUCACAUCCAAUGAGGGAAUCAGUGAGGACUGGACAAUGUUUCAAAAUGCUUUCCGGCUGAUUCAGAUUUGUGGUGAUUUGCUAAUUAAAAUGGAAAACUUGGACAAAAGAUUACUUGUUUCAUUUCUUAGUACUGUGCCAGAUUUAAACAACAAAGUUGAUGAUGCUCCAAGUGAAAAGACUGCGACUCGACAAAGACCAUUUCAGUGGUACAAUUAUUUGCAACAGGAGAGGCCCAUUGAGUAUGGUACUUUCAAUGAAUUUAUCCAAAAGGUUCACUCAGGUAAUUUCCAAAUACUGUACAAGUUAUUUUCCCUUAUUUUAGUUUGGUCCGCCAAGUCCCCGGAAUCUGGGGCUGCAUUGAGUGACGAGCUUCCCACAUUCAGUUUAUCUCCGCUUGGAUACAUUACGCACAUUGGAGAUUACCUACUCACUCUUCCUCAGCAACUGGAGCCGUUUAUAACACAAGAAAAUCCCGCUCUGGAAACUGCCAUGAGGGCGGGAAAUCUGCCAUUCCCGGAUCUUCAAGCUGCAGAUGAAGAUGAACACCACCCUGGAACCUACUGGCUGGGAUCAAUUGCACGUGGCACCAUGCACGCCUACACAGAGAGUAUCCUGAGAAUCCAUGAGUUGACGCCAUACUCAACUCAACAGCUGUUGGCUGAUAUAGACUACUUCUGCAACGUAUUGGAAGCUCUAGAAGUGACACCAAGUCAAACUCUGACGCACAUUAAUGAAUUGUUGAAAGCAGUUAGUGACAAGUUUCACGAGGUUGCUCAUGAACUGGGUGUGGAGGAUCGAAUCACCAUGGCAAUAGCAGGAAUAAGAAGCAUCCACUGAUUGCAAUCAUGGCAUUUCUCUCUAUCAAUCGGCGGCUACCGUUAGAUGUUUCGGCUGUGUGAAUAAUCUCAGAAAAAGAUCUCUACCUCAAGAAUAGUCCAAUUUACAGUUGUGUGCUUGGUUGCCAAGCCUUUGAAUGGGAGUGAGGCUAGAGAUGACCUUGUUAUGAUACAAA